This is a messenger RNA of Hydractinia symbiolongicarpus, 3472 nucleotides long. RefSeq names its product tyrosine-protein kinase transmembrane receptor Ror2-like. The transcript has 7 exons. Bases 133 to 1275 code for a protein of 380 amino acids. NCBI's taxonomy places the organism in Eukaryota, Metazoa, Cnidaria, Hydrozoa, Anthoathecata, Hydractiniidae. Gene Ontology annotation, molecular function: signaling receptor binding; endopeptidase activity. The record is from RefSeq and is a predicted model, not a curated record.
AUUUUAUAUGAAGGAUUUACUUUAUGUGGUUAAUUUAAGAUUAAAAAUAAUAUGUAUCUGUAAUUCGUGGCAUUACCGUCCUUUAAAAACACUAAUAGAUCUUGAUCAGAUUUAAGUAAGAAAAGCUGAAACAUGAAUAGGCUGGCAAGUUGUGUUUUCCUUCUCAUUGGAACAACUUUUUCAGAUACCAUUUUAACCAAGGCAUAUGAAGAUAUCCAUGAAGUAAAAUGCCGUAAUUAUAAAGACAUCCUUCCAAACGGAGCUUGUAUGAAGUAUUUGAGCAAAUACAAAAUCUAUCAAUCAAUUAGCCGUAGUAAAUCAGAGAAUAAGGAUUUAGAACAACUUGUAAUAUUCAGGUUUGUAGUAAAAAAUCCAACCAAACCGUACUUCAGAAGAUUAUUGGGUCUUUAUUACGAGUAUGCGAGUUUAAGCCCUUGUAGUAAUGUUCAAGCUUUCAAUCGGUUGUUUGAUGCGUUUGGAGUUUAUGUAAAAACAUUGAUUACGAAACAUUGGGAUUGUGUUGAGAUUAUCAUACAACUUUUAUGUUUCGUAAGGCAUCCUACAUGUCUGCAAUCAGUUAUUGAUAACAAGACUAUCAUCUCGCCACCCUGCCUACGAAAUUGCAAAAACAACAAAUGCUUUAUAUUGAUGUUGGAGAUUUUAGAAAAACUUCAAUCUUUUCAUGAAAUAUGUCCGCGCAAAGCAAGCGAUCAAAGUUUUUACAUCAACAUGACUCAGUGUUUUCCUUUGCCACACGAAGAUAUGAAUAAUAUUGAACGUUGUCAACUACUACGAUUCACACAAGGAAAAAGAAACUUUACUACGAAUUGCUUUCAAGACAAUGGAGGCUCGUACAACGGAUCUGUCAACGUCACUAUAACAGGAAAGACAUGUAUGCCUUGGAGUAUUAAUCCGUUUUUAUCUUCUCCAGUAUACAGUGAUUUACAAAGCAACUUUUGUAGAAAUCCUCAAGGAUAUGCAAGAGCACCUUGGUGUUAUGUAAAUGAAACUUCUCGUCAUUGGGAAUAUUGUAACAUUCCUGAAUGUGUUUUGGAGCAACCUUCCAAGAAGUUGAAUUUGAAAUAUCAAGUCUUUCUUUAUAUAUUGGUCCCAGCAUUUAUAUUUGUGAUACUUCCUUUCUUAUGGCAAAGGUUCUACCAUCGAAUACACAAUAACGAAGAUGUAGGUGAGCAAUGUCCGUAUUCUACUUGCGACAUAGAACAUCCAGGAAAAACAACAGAGUUAAUUGUACAGUUUCAAGAAUCGUACCUAUAGCACCGCUGGACUGUGGUUGAGCAUUUUAACCACUAUAAACGUCUUUAAUUCUAACGUUAGGUACCUACAAAAUUAGUAUGAAAAAACACUCUUUGGUAUGGAGGUAAAUUGUAUGUAUUGUAUAUAUUUUUGUUAGAAUUAGAGGUAAAAAAUAAGCCCUUUCAUGGAGAAUGUUUAUACAUGUUGUUUUUCUUAAUUUUUCUUUAUUUUCUUACUCGUUGUGUUAUUGGAGCGUCAUUGUUUUGUCAUGCAUGUGUAUUUAAUUAUACAACAUCUCAAGCACCUUUCUGUGACGUAAUCAACACCUUAAAAUACAUGCAAAAACACACAUGACUGUAUUUGUUACCUAAGUAAGAGGAUGGCAUUGAUAUUUUUAACAAUAACACAACGCGACUGUUUUAAACCAUCGUCAUUGCAGAAAAAUUACCCGUUACCAUAACAACUGUUUUUAAAUUUCCUUGCGACAGUACUUUUAUAACUAGAGAUUGUUCAGGCACACUCAAUGAAUUAACAGGUACGCAUAAAUAACUGUCAGGAGGUAUAAAGAAUUGUCAGGGGGGUAUAAAGAAUUGUCAGGUGGGCAUAAAGUAUUUUCAGGUAGGUAUAAAGAAUUGUCAGGUGGGUUUAAAGAAUUGCCAGGUGGAUUUAAAGAAUUGUCAGGUGGGUAUAAAGAAUUGUCAGGUGGGUUUAAAGACUUGCCAGGUGGUUUUAAAGAAUUGUCAGGUGGGUAUAAAGAAUUGUCAGGUGGGUUUAAAGAAUUGUCAGGUGGGUUUAAAGAAUUGUCAGGUGGGUAUAAAGAAUUGUCAGGUGGGUUUAAAGAGUUGUCAGGUGGGCUUAAAGAAUUCUUAGGUGGGUUUAAAGAAUUGUCAGGUGGGUUUAAAGAAUGGUCAGGUGGACAUAGAUCAUUGUGAGACGGCGUAAAGAAAUAUGUAAUACACCAGUUGGUGCAAAGUAAUCAUCGUUGACGGCCCUUAGUGUCAAAUGGUAAUUAUAAAUUAUUUGGGAAUAAACAUACAAUCAGCUAAAUAACGGCGUAAAAUAGAUAACGCUUAGAUAGAUUAUUACUUCCAGGAAAUUAAGUAUUUUUAACAAUAAAAAUUUAAAACAUAAAGUAUUUCAAAAAUUAUAUUAUUACGAAGUGGCCUUAAAAUAUUAUUGUAAAUAGAGCGUGGUGGUGAUGAAAUACGUUUUACCUUUCUGAAUUGAGAUUUUUUUUAAAUCCUGGGGGAAGGGUGGAUUUACCCAGCUUAAGUAACAUUCGAAAGGCGUACACUUGGAAUGUAGUACAGCAUAAAAAAUAAGAAAAAUUAUUGGCUUGCAUACAGAAUCCAUUAAUUCACAGAGGUGGGAAUAAUAAAGCCAGUCUUUAUAAAUCUCAAAAAUGUAAUAAAACAUCAGGGCAACAAUUGAAGCGUUUAGGGAAUCUCACUUUGAAUCAAUGAGCUCUGGACUUCAGUUUGUACUCAAGUAGACGAUUUUUGAAACAAUGGAUUAACUUAAUAAUUUGCUAAUGGUUAAUUCUUUGGUUAAUUCUUGCAACGCAUCUAGAAUUAUUGUGAAGACUAACUUCCUUGGAUCUGGCUUCAUAUUUUCCGCCUCUGUGAAUUGAGUCAGUCCGUUCGCAAGCCAUUUAAUGAAAUACUCUGUGAAACACUAAACGGUUACCCUAACUUACCCACAUCCAGUAGUGCUAAUCAUCCUUUCCGGAUCUUUGGUGAACAGGAUUAUUUUCAAUCAUGUCCACCCUACAGAAGUUUUAUUAGCUAUAAUACUAUCCGUGAAGAACUUCUGUGAGUCUAAAUUAAACAAACUAGGAUCGCAUACGACACAACUUUGUUGUGUGGGACAGAUGGAUUCCUUGGCACAGUUCCUGUUCUCCUUUUAAAAAACAACCAGGUUAUUGUAUUUCGUUUUAAGCAUCCGUCUAGUUUAAGACAGUCACAUGUAGUAAAAAUAACAAAAUAUCGCAAACAUUAUUAUCACUAAUUAAAAGCCUGUACUAGCAACAAAGGUGACUUUGUCAUGGAAUUGUCAUUCAAAUAGAUUAUCUUGAAACACACGCGGUAGCAAUUGUGAUCAUCGUUCGAAUAUCUAAGCCAAUACUUUUACCUUCAAUUCUUUAUUAUAAAUUUUGUGAUCUGCACCAUAAGUUAGGUAACGUGCUGUUUUCGUUUUUAGGCAAUGUUGUGUUUCUAUU